AAAAUGAAUUCUGUUAACUCCUCCUGACAGCGAAAUGUUAUAAAUGGCUAUAAAAACGAAACCUGAUUCGUCCUGGAAUUGCCAAAGGGGGUGUGUGAGUCAUCAAGUGAUCCUGGUCAUCCUUGCUCUGUUGCCUGCUAUUGUACAAUCCCGGAUUGCUUACAGCCAGCAUCAUCUGGUUGUACAAGAAGGGGAGAAUGUGGUAUUUGAUCAGUGCCCAUCGCCACCAGACUCAGACGGUCACUGGGGAUAUAAAAGGAGUCUUGAGACCAAGGAUUAUAGCGAAUGUUGGGGAAAGUGUAGCACGUGUUCGUCACGUGUACUCAUCAUCUCUGACGUCAUCAGAAGUUGUGGUGGAUAUUAUCAGUACAACACGUCACCGGAUAGCAAUGGCACAAGAUGGAGAUGUGAUUUACAGUUGGACGUAUACUACCCUCCGAGCCCAAUUCAUAUAGACAAUCCUCAACCUCAGGUGUUUGAGGGUGAUGACGUCACGAUGACGUGUAGCACUGAUGACGUAGGCAACCCUCCUGGUAACUUCACCGGACGACAGUUUCCUAAAACCAUGGGAACUCAAAACUCCACCAGUCUGCGUCUGCAAGCUACGAGGGAGCAGGACGGAGAAGAAAUCGUUUGUGAAUUUCAGUACAGACGCUUCAACCAAACGAGGAGUAACACGACGACUACAAUGUUAACAGUGUUCUAUCUUCCCGAAACUGUGUCAAUCAAAGAACAACAUUCCGUUACCACAUUCAACGUUGGUGACAACGUUACACUGCAGUGCAUCAUGGGAAGCUCUAAUCCCGACGUCCCUACAAUAUCAUGGUGGAAGGAUGACGUCAUAUUACGAGGCGAAACUUUCAGAAUCUUUUCGAAAAACUCUGUUAGCGUGCAAGAUAGCGGGAAGUACAAAUGUAAAGCUACCAUCCAAGCUCUCGGUCAACAGAAAUCCAAGGAAAGCAAAGGAGUUUACAUCAGUGUGACGUCACCAGCCAAGCCAAUCUUCCGCUGUAGAACACAUGACAUCCUCGUGAAUUUGAACCCGUACCAUCUCCACUUCCUGCCACUCAUCAGUUGA
Branchiostoma floridae (Florida lancelet) is the source of this 1078-nucleotide messenger RNA. Its product is annotated as B-cell receptor CD22-like. The coding region runs from base 44 to 1078 and encodes 344 amino acids. The transcript is spliced from 5 exons. NCBI's taxonomy places the organism in Eukaryota, Metazoa, Chordata, Leptocardii, Amphioxiformes, Branchiostomatidae. The record is from RefSeq and is a predicted model, not a curated record.